Messenger RNA from Rubroshorea leprosula, 949 nucleotides. Lineage: Eukaryota; Viridiplantae; Streptophyta; Magnoliopsida; Malvales; Dipterocarpaceae. The record is from the annotation of a GenBank genome assembly.
GACUUUCUUGUAUACUGCAGAGUUCGGGGGGUGGGAGUCCCUACAGUGAACAUGUUCAAACAUUUUUUUAUAAUAAAGGCUGGGGGUAAGGGGGAGAAGGGGUGGUACUACUUCGACCCUCGGUCGUCCAGUAAAGGGAAUAGGAGUUUAUUCUCUGCUGGACCGUCAUCCAUCAAAGGGUGGAAAGAAAAAUUCUUCUUUGUGGAUGACACCGAGUGGAGUAGGAGGGAUGCCGAAGUGGAACAGUUGUCUGCUUGGAAAGCGAAGAAAACCAAGCAGAACAACUAUAAGUUGAAUGAGGAUGAGGUGGAGGAGGUGGAGAAGCUGGUGAGGGAAGAUGGAGACGUAGUGGAUAUCUUGUACCUCACUAGUCCGAAGGCAAUAGAGGCUGCUGAGCUCUAUGGGCCAAGCUCAUUGAGCGAAGCUGAGAUGGACGAGUUCGUUAAUGCGGCUGGGGGCUUGCACAUCCCAAAGAAGCCAAGGAAGAAGUCAAAGACUUCAACUGCGGCGGAGAAGGGGGUGGCAGUGAGGGGGCGACUGUCCAGCACUUCUGCCCGGGCUGUGGAGGUGCAGCCAAGGCCGGAGCCUGUGAUGGGGGGUGACGAGGAUGUAAGUGAGGAGGUGGCACCUCUCCAGAGGAAGAAGAGGAGGGUGGCAGAGCCAGAAGCCAAGGGGGACGAGGUGGUGGAGUUCGUGCCCUGGCCUUUUCCUCCAGAAAUUAACCCUGAAGACAGGGAGAGGUUGAGGUGCGAGGUGCGAGGCCUUGGUGGGGGCAAGGAGCGCAUCCCUCCUCACGCGUACUAGAAGAGUUUGUUUGAGGCGACAAACACGAUUGGGGCAAAGCACUUCCUCAAAUCUACUCUUCCUGAGGUGGAUAGGAUGCAGGUGAAGGACGAGGUGGUUAGCCAUGUGGGGUAUACCGUUGUGAGGCACGCCCUAGAGGUAUGCG